This is a messenger RNA of Colletotrichum karsti, 4209 nucleotides long. RefSeq names its product nucleoporin nup157 170. Lineage: Eukaryota; Fungi; Ascomycota; Sordariomycetes; Glomerellales; Glomerellaceae. Gene Ontology annotation, cellular component: nuclear pore inner ring; nuclear pore. The record is from RefSeq and is a predicted model, not a curated record. Gene Ontology annotation, biological process: protein import into nucleus; transcription-dependent tethering of RNA polymerase II gene DNA at nuclear periphery; protein localization to nuclear inner membrane. The transcript has 3 exons. Gene Ontology annotation, molecular function: structural constituent of nuclear pore. The coding region runs from base 1 to 4209 and encodes 1402 amino acids.
AUGUCAUACCCUCAGCUGACCCCGGCGCGCCCCGUGCCAGGCGCUUUCUUCAACACACCCGCAGCUUCAAGAUUUGCCGGCGGCGACGCCGAGCCCACGAGGCGGCGCUUGUUCCUGGACGGCGACGGAACCCAGGCCAGCACAACAACUGCAAGCAGCGGCGCUCUGGUUGGAGGAUCAAACUUUGCGCCGGCAACGUUAUCUUCGGUCGGCACCAGUGGAUUGGUUUCACAGACGCAGGCUUCCCAGCAGAGCCUCCCUCCCGUCACGAGAGCUGCACAGUCGGUGAACGAUUUCCUUCAGGCCGACGAGAACUACCCCGAGCUGGAUUCGUACUGUAGGCCAGGCGCAUCCUCCGAAUAUGACUACAGCACCCUCGAUGCGGCUUGGGCGCCAUUCCACAAGACCCAGAUGUACCCGAUCCCGAACCAGGUCUUCAGCCAUUACAACACCGGCCAGCUCCAAACUUUAAUGGGACUGUUCGCAGAGAUCAACCACGCCUGGGUUGUUAUCGACAACUCGCUGUUCCUCUGGGACUACACCCACCCCGACCCCGAGCUCAUUGGCUUCGAGGACCAGCCGCACACGAUCCACGCUGUUGCUCUCGUUGCUCCCAAGCCUGGCAUCUUCGUCGGGUCCAUCACUCACAUCCUCGUCGUCGCGACUUCCUCCGAGAUGAUUCUCCUCGGUCUCUCCGCCGAGUCCACCCCGUCAGGAACGAAGACCGUCUCGCUUUACAGCACCAAGCUCAACCUUCCUCUUCGAGGCACCGAUGUCCGAGUUAUCGCAGGCACUGCAGACGGCCGCAUUUUCUUCGGUGGAAGCAACGAUACCGAUAUUCACGAACUGUACUAUCAGCAGGAGGAGAAAUGGUUUUCGAACCGAUGCGGCAAGAUCAACCACACCAACCCCGGAUGGUCUUCGGUGGUGACUCUGCAGGGAGGAUUCUGGCAGCACAAGAGCCCGGAAGGUCUGCAAAGCAUCGUCAUCGACGACUCGCGAAAACUGGUCUACACAUUAUCAACCAGAUCUACUAUUCGAACAUACUACAUGGACGGACCUAACAAGCUGACCAAGGUCAUCGAAAAGGAGAGAAACGCGUGUCUUCGUGACAUCACCCACAUGAUUACACAGUCUCCCCUGCUCAACGACCGCACCACGUUCGUCUCGAUCAGCGCCAUCCCUUCUCGCGAAGCCUCCAAACUGCAUCUUAUGGCGCUCACCAACACAGGAUGCCGACUGUUCCUCAGCGCGACGAGUUCUGCUUCCUACAUGAUUGGCGGUGUGACAUCCAACACACCCCCACAAAGCAUGCAAGUUCAGUUUAUCAAGUUUCCUCCUUCGGAAAACCCUGCACGAGCCAGCGCGACCAACCCCGGCGAGUCAAUUAUCGACUUCUCAUCAAAGGCGCUGGCCCUCAGCAGGCUCGGAGCUCGAUUUGCUCCUGGAUACUUCUUGGAUUUUGUCGUCAAGGAAAACGACCCUAAUAAUGACCAGCUCUUCGUCUCCGCUCCCGAGACCGGUCGUAUCAAGACCAACGCUUCAUCUCAACAACUCAAAUACUACGAGCAUGGUAACUGGAUUGAUAUUGGAAGCAGAGCCGAAGAUGUCGGCUUGGUUACGAAGCCCUUCGCCGCCGCAAAGCAGCCAGUUGGCUUCGGAAACGAGCUCGCUGUUCAGUUCGACGAGCCCGCCACCGAGUUCGCCAUUCUCACGAAUACUGGUGUUCACAUUAUCCGUCGCCGCCGCCUGGUCGACACAUUUGCCGCUGCGAUUCGUGGAGCUGUUGGUGACGAAGGCUUGGAGCUGGAAACGCGAAAGUUCAUCCAGCGAUACGGCCGUAUUGAGACGAUUUCCUGCGCUCUGGCGGUAGCAUGCGGACACGGUGGCGAUGCUCGUCCUGGUGCGGCGCGCGCCAUCGAUCAGGCCACAGAAGACCGCGCGCGCACCGUCUUCGUCGAUUACGGUGGGCAGCCGUCCAUCACCGAGACGGACGGCACACCGCUUAAUGCCACCUCGGUUCGCCUCUCUCCACGACACGACGCCUUGUGUGUAUACAUCACCCGCUUAAUCCGAACUCUGUGGAAGAACAAUGUGGUUGCCUCCGGAGUGAGCCCAGCUGGCGGCGUCGUCAUCCAAUCAAACGUACCCCUUGGCAAGCUUCUGUCCAUUCAAGAACAGCUAGAGCGCCUUCGCCGCUUCCUUGAUGCCAACAAGAGCUUCAUCCAAGGCCUAUCAGGUCCCUCUGAUCUCCAAAGAGUAGCCAGCAAGCAGGAGGAGGUCGCCCUCCAGGCCGAGCACCAAGCUCUGCAUGCUCUCCAGAAGCUGAUGGAGAGCAUAUCGGAAGGCAUCUCAUUCGUGUUGAUGUUGUUUGACGAGCGUGUCAGUGACAUUUUCACGAGACUGGAUGCUCAGGCGCAACAAGAGUUGAAUGCCCUCACAUACGAGAAGCUGUUCUCUCAGGCUCCCGGAAAGGACCUGGCUAAGCUCCUGGUCAAAUCGAUCGUGAAUCGCAACAUCGAAAGUGGAUCUAAUGUUGAAACAGUUGCGGACGCUCUCCGUAGAAGAUGCGGCAGUUUCUGCAGCCCUGACGAUGUCGUGAUCUUCAAGGCUCAAGAGCAGUUGAAGAGGGCGUCUGAGCAGCCUCUUAACAGCAACCAAUCUCGCACCCUUCUGCACGAGAGUCUGCGACUGUUUGAGCGCGUCGCCAGCGCUCUUUCGUAUGCAAACCUCCACACUGCGGUGUCUCAAUACAUCGAGCUCAAGUACUACGCUGGCGCCAUCCAGCUCUGCUUGAUCGUCGCCCGCGAGAAGGACAGAGGCAACACCGCCCUUACCUGGGUUCACGAUGGCAAGCCCGCUAAUGAUCCUCGGGCGAAUGCUUUCUUGGAACGCAGAAAGUGCUACGAACUCAUCCAUGAGGCUCUGCAGCACCUGGACGCAGCGUCGAGCAGGGAACCAGAGACGAUCGACGGCAGGUUAACGUUGAUUGGCACCAAGCGCCUGGAGGCAUACAGUGUGGUGAACGACUCGGAUGAUGAAGUCUUCCACUUCGACCUUUAUGAGUGGUAUAUCGAACAGGGAUGGACUGACAGAAUCCUGGCCAUCGAAUCACCGCACGUUAUCACGUACCUGCAGAGUCUCGCCCGAUCUAACGUGGCCCAUGCCGAGCUUCUCUGCAAGUUCUACACCCAACGCGAGAGGUACUUCGAGGCCGCUCAAGUUCAGGCCGACCUCGCCAACUCGGACUUCAACCUUGGCAUCAAGGAGCGAAUCGUCCUUCUCAGCAAAGCCAAGGGUAAUGCCAACGUUGCAACUGCUGGUGUUGGCAGGCAACAACAGCAGGUCUUGGCCCAUGAGGUUAGCGAGCUUCUUGAUAUCGCCAACAUUCAGGACGAUUUGUUGGAGAGGCUCAAGGCCGACAGCCGCAUUGCACCAGAGCGCAAGGCGGAGAUCCAAGACGCGCUUGAUGGUCCGAUAAUGUCACUGUCAGACCUCUUCAACCAAUACGCCGAUCAAGCAAACUACUACGACCUUUGCCUCCUCAUUUACCACAGCGCCGACUACCGCAACCCAAGUACCAUCUCACAAACUUGGGUCAGUCUGAUCGAGCAGAUCCACGAAGAAGCCGUUGAACGGAUGGAGGAGGUUGGCCCAGGAAUCCCGGUCCUGCCUUCACCAUACGAGUCUGUCUCCGUCAAGGUCCAGAACAUCGCCCACCGCACAUCUCUUGACAGCUUCAUCUUCCCCGUGCCGAUCCUCCUCCCCGAGAUCUGCCGUUACGCUGUCGAGUACCACCAGGACGCCGAGAUCGGUGCCGACCCGACUUGGCCCGUCCAGCUCUUCAUCAGCCUCGGCGUCUCCCACGACAUGGUGACCCGCGUCCUGGAGAGCGUCUUCGACACCCAAGAUUACGGCUUCAGCGGCAACAACCGCAAUCGCAUCAUCGAGCUCAUCGUAUUUGCGGUCGACGUCUGGCAGCGCGAGAUGAAGCGCCGCGGCGGUGCUUCCGUGAAGGGUGACGGCGCUAUCGGCGCCUGGGUCAAGGAUCUGCUCAGCAGGUGCGAGUCAUCCCUCCCGCCUGCGGGCCACGGCUCGAACCCCGGCGGCGCGGACUUGGCCGAGGUGCGCAGGCGCCUGCGUACGGUGAGGAGAGAGAUUGAGAAUCUUGUCGAGAGGGGUCCUUCUGGAAGCCUGCGCUUCAUGUAA